CGCACCGGCUGCAGCAGGGCCAGAGCGAGCAGGUGGAGCGGGCGGGCGGGCGAGCUGCGAGCGGAGCGCGCGGACCCGGGGGAAGACUGCAGUGACGCGGCCCUGGAGACAUGGCGGCGGCCGGGCGCCUCUGAAUUGGAAGCAGGACCCCGAGCCCCUCGCCGCCCCCGGCCCCGGCAGCCCAGGCCAUGCCGCACGGCUGCUGAGCGCACGCAGGGGCCGGCCCGGAGGAGGACCCAUGCGGCAGCAGCUGCCGCCCCGAGCCUGAUCCGCUGCCCUGCGUUCUCCAUGCUGCGUUCCUCCUCGGCGCCUCGGGCAGGGUAGCUGCCGCUGCCAGCAGAGCCUGCAGGGCAUUGCGCUGCCCUUCCUCCAGCCUCACUUUCUUUCCCGUUGUCACCCCUCCCUCCCCACUGCCUUCUCCCUGGCCCCCCGCCCGCUUUGCAUCCAGCUCCCCUGCCCCGUCACCCCCUCCCGCCUCCCUCCGCCGGGGCUAUGGCCGCAGAAGAGGUGUUGCAGACGGUGGACCACUAUAAGACUGAGAUAGAGAGGCUGACCAAGGAGCUCACAGAGACCACCCACGAGAAGAUCCAGGCUGCCGAGUACGGGCUGGUGGUCCUGGAAGAGAAGCUGACCCUCAAACAGCAGUAUGACGAGCUGGAGGCAGAGUACGACAGCCUCAAACAGGAGCUGGAGCAGCUGAAAGAGGCGUUCGGGCAGUCCUUCUCCAUCCACCGGAAAGUUGCUGAGGAUGGGGAGACUCGAGAGGAGACACUUCUGCAGGAGUCAGCGUCGAAGGAAGCUUACUAUCUGGGCAAGAUCUUGGAGAUGCAGAAUGAGCUGAAACAGAGCCGGGCUGUGGUCACUAACGUCCAGGCAGAAAACGAGAGGCUCACCGCUGUCGUGCAGGAUCUGAAGGAGAACAAUGAGAUGGUGGAGCUACAGAGAAUACGGAUGAAGGAUGAAAUUCGAGAAUAUAAAUUCCGGGAAGCCCGACUCCUUCAAGACUAUACUGAACUGGAAGAAGAAAACAUCACGUUGCAGAAACUAGUGUCCACAUUGAAGCAGAACCAGGUUGAAUAUGAAGGCUUAAAGCAUGAGAUUAAGCGAUUUGAAGAGGAGACAGUGCUACUGAACAGCCAGCUGGAAGAUGCCAUCCGAUUAAAAGAGAUCGCCGAGCACCAACUGGAAGAAGCCCUUGAGACUUUAAAAAAUGAAAGGGAGCAAAAGAACAACCUGCGGAAGGAGCUCUCCCAGUAUAUCACCCUCAAUGAUAACCACAUCAGCAUCUCGGUAGAUGGACUCAAGUUUGCUGAGGACGGGAGCGAACCAAACAAUGAUGACAAAAUGAAUGGGCAUAUCCAUGGACCGCUUGUGAAACUGAACGGAGACUAUCGGACUCCCACCUUAAGGAAAGGAGAGUCUCUGAACCCUGUCUCUGACUUAUUCAGUGAGCUGAACAUUUCAGAAAUACAGAAAUUGAAGCAGCAGCUUAUGCAGGUAGAGCGGGAAAAGGCCAUUCUUCUGGCCAACCUCCAGGAGUCACAGACGCAGCUGGAACACACCAAGGGGGCGCUGACGGAGCAGCACGAGCGGGUGCACCGGCUCACGGAGCACGUCAAUGCCAUGAGGGGCUUGCAGAGCAGCAAGGAGCUCAAGGCCGAGCUGGACGGGGAGAAGGGCCGGGACUCGGGGGAGGAGGCUCACGACUAUGAGGUGGACAUCAACGGCUUGGAGAUCCUCGAGUGCAAGUACCGGGUGGCGGUUACAGAGGUGAUCGAUCUGAAAGCUGAAAUUAAGGCCCUGAAGGAGAAAUAUAAUAAAUCCGUGGAAAACUAUACGGAAGAGAAGGCCAAGUAUGAGAGUAAGAUCCAGAUGUAUGAUGAGCAGGUGACCAGCCUGGAGAAGACCACCAAGGAGAGUGGGGAGAAGAUGGCCCACAUGGAGAAGGAGCUGCAGAAGAUGACCGGCAUAGCCAACGAGAAUCACAACACCCUUAACACGGCCCAGGAUGAGUUGGUGACAUUUAGUGAGGAGUUGGCUCAGCUUUACCACCAUGUGUGUCUGUGUAAUAACGAAACUCCCAACAGGGUCAUGCUGGACUACUACAGGCAAAGCAGAGUCACCCGCAGCGGCAGCCUGAAAGGGCCCGAUGAUCCCAGGGGACUUUUGUCCCCACGAUUAGCCAGGCGGGGUGUGUCCUCCCCAGUGUCCUCCCCAGUAGAAGCAAGGACCUCAUCAUCUGAACCAGUUGCAAAGGAAAACACAGAGGCCAGCAAAGAACCAAGUCCAACCAAGACCCCCACAAUCUCUCCUGUUAUUACUGCCCCACCGUCAUCUCCAGUGUUGGACACGAGUGACAUCCGCAAAGAGCCAAUGAACAUCUACAACCUUAAUGCCAUAAUCCGGGACCAAAUCAAGCAUCUGCAGAAAGCCGUGGACCGGUCCUUGCAACUGUCUCGUCAAAGAGCAGCGGCGCGGGAGCUGGCCCCCAUGAUCGACAAAGACAAGGAAGCCUUAAUGGAGGAGAUCCUCAAGCUCAAGUCCCUGCUGAGCACCAAACGGGAGCAGAUCGCCACACUGAGGGCGGUGCUGAAAGCCAACAAACAGACAGCUGAGGUGGCGCUAGCUAAUCUCAAGAACAAAUAUGAAAAUGAAAAAGCAAUGGUGACUGAAACCAUGACGAAGCUUAGGAAUGAACUGAAGGCUUUGAAAGAAGAUGCUGCAACUUUCUCAUCCCUGAGAGCAAUGUUUGCAACAAGAUGUGAUGAAUAUGUCACACAGUUGGAUGAGAUGCAGAGACAGUUAGCAGCUGCCGAGGACGAGAAGAAGACUCUAAACACUUUGUUACGAAUGGCUAUCCAGCAAAAACUCGCCCUGACCCAGAGGCUGGAGGACUUAGAGUUUGACCAUGAGCAGUCCCGACGCAGCAAAGGCAAACUUGGGAAGAGCAAGAUCGGCAGCCCUAAAGUAAGUGGGGAAGCAUCAGUCACCGUGCCCACCAUAGACACUUACCUCCUGCAUAGUCAGGGCCCACAGACACCCAACAUUCGGGUCAGCAGUGGCACUCAGAGGAAAAGACAAUUUUCACCUUCCCUUUGUGAUCAGAGCCGUCCCAGGACUCCAGGGGCCUCCUACCUACAGAAUUUAUUAAGAGUCCCCCCUGAUCCCACCUCCACAGAAUCAUUUCUUCUGAAGGGCCCCCCUUCCAUGAAUGAAUUCAUCCAAGGGCACCGGCUCAGCAAGGAAAAAAGGUUAACCGUGGCUCCACCAGUCCUGACCCAGCUCUCCCUGAGGAGCAGCCGCAUUCCAGCCCCCAGUGCACCCCUCUCCGCUGUCUCUCCAAGCCUCCUCACCCCUAGUCUUCAUUUCCUGUGGACAAGCUCCUGGGGUGAAAGUGUUGUAGCCACACGCAGGAUACUGCCCAAGAUCCAGUGGGUGUUUUCUUCUGGGUUGUUGAUACACACUUGGAUUAAUGUCUAUUCAUUUUGGAAGAUGAGAAAAAGUUGAGAAGAAUAACACAAAGCACAGAGACCCUGGUGUGAUAAAACCUUAGAGAAAAUGGUUUCUCUAAGUCACAGAGAAACUUCUGCAAUCAAAUGGCUACAGUUCAGUUAAAUUAAAAAAACGAAACAAAACAGGAAACAUUUAUCUCAGAUGGCUGGCUUUACCUCGAUAGCAUAAGAGAGACCUAAGACAAUGUAAAAUACAUAUAUUGUAAAAUCAUCUUUCCUCACACUCCAAAUUCAGCUAUAGAAAUUGAUUCCAAUAUUUUUUGCCAUUGAUAUUUAUUUUGUACUUUGUUUGCUACAUGAUGAUUUAUGUCUACAAAAAUAAUGUCUGUGAGAAGUGAAUUUAAUUCAUUUAUUUUCAGAUAAGCAUAAUUUGCUCAAUGAAGUAUGAGUUUUCAUUUACUUUGAAAUCUGGAAUUGGCCAGACUGUGGUCAUUUUUCUUGCACAAAAUGAUAAAUGAGGUGCAUCAGAAUGUUAACAAUAACUGUAUUUUGCUGCUACACUGAUAUUGUUUAUGCUCUUAUUUUCUAAUCAGCUCAUUAACUGCUGGGGUUUGUUUUUGUUUUUGUUUUCUUAACUAGAGUUCUUCACUGGACAUUAUUAAGUAAAUCUAAAAAGAGGAGACUAAGUUAUGAUCCAUUGAUUUAUUCAAGUUUUGAUGGUUUCUUUAAUUUUUUUAAAUUGCAGUUGAGUAGUUGUACUGGUGCUGUUCCUUUGUGUGUGUAUGUGUGUGAUUAUGUUAAAGAAGGCUAAAUAACUUGAAGGGAAAAAAUGGUGUGUUUAUUUAAUGACCAGAAUUUUUUUUUUUUUAACUUCUCCCAAAUUCAGGGUCCUAUCAUGAGUCUUUCCUGCUAAAAGGUAUCAAGUACAAAUGGGAAAAUAUAUACCUAUAGAUAAAUUUAAGGUAGCCUUUGGUUAAUUAAUUACCCAGAAAGUGUUCAAAUUUUGGUCAAAACUGUAUGUUUUGUUGUUGUUAGGUUUUUUCAUAGUGAAUCUUCCUUGCCAAAAAACAAUAGAUAAUAAACCUUAGCUCACUGUCUACUUUUGACAAACACUCAGGUGCCUACAAUCACAUUAUAUUGAGAUAAUACAUGUUCCUAGUUAAUUUACAGAUUCUGCUGGGUAACUUUUACCACUUGAUUUAAGGCAGCGGAUUUUCAUAGCGAAAUUUUAUUUUGCACAUAAUCUGACAAACAAGGAAGACAGCUAAUUGAGCUGAAAGGUCUAAACACUCUUGGGCUCCUUAACUAUCAAGUGCUGCCCACACAAUCGCUCCUAGUCCUGAUUCCUUGUCUUUGUCAGGUCGCCUUAACUUAUUUAAAACCAUAAGGGUUUGACCUUUUCAUAUAGGGAUAGAUGUAACUUCUCUUCAAAACAAAACAGACAGACAAAACGAUCCUUGCUGUUAACACGAAGGACGGUUAACAGUGCAGGGCACUAACAAUGAUGAUCUAGGAGUCACUCAGCUGGGAAGUGGGUGGCCCAGGAAUGGAGUGGUCUGCUGAAGACCCACCCGGAAGUCCUAAAGCACAUGGCAGGAGCUUUGUCAGUCCUAAGCCUGUUAAGUAGAUAGAGGUCACUGUUACCAAAGCAACCAAGAGGUUCUGUGUUCCUUAAAUGAGUGCUAUUUUUCAACAGUGUCAUUUUAUUGUGCAACUUGGAAUAAAUAGUUGAAAUCUUCACCAAAAUAGGGAUUCAGGUUAAAGUUCAGAAACAGAAAGGAAACAAAUUUUCCUAAAUUCCUAGUCACAGCAGCCUAACCUUCUGCCCUUUCCUACCUGCAUUGCCUUGCUCUUCCUAAACAUUUUCGUCCUUGUCUUGGUGUUGUGUCUGCCUAGUACCAGUUAUUAGUGAGACAGUGUGGAUUUUAUUAGUGUUCAAUUAAAGAAAGCUUACCCUGGCCCUCACUUUUUCUUUUCCUUUUUUUUUUUUUUUCCUUUUUUAUACAUGUCAUGUUUGGAUCUGAGAAGUGGCAUAGCUGCUAAGUUGACUUUUAAUAAAAACUGUGCCUGGGGGAAAAUAUGCCUUUUUAAAAAAGUACCUGGGAACACCUUCCUAGUAUGUAUAUUGCCUCAUCAGUUUUGUUUGGUGGGACUGGGAGUUCAGCAGCAAGUAUUGUCUGCGUGUGAGGUUAGGGCAUUUCUGCCUGUUGCAUUCUUACUCCCUUACUCUGGAUUUAGGACCCAGUGAAAAGCUGGGUCGUAUACCAAACAUUUAUUUCUUCCAGUACAAAGUUUAUUAUUAAGUCUAUUAUAGACUCGGUUUAUUUCGGUUCUUUAUCUUAAUAGAGUGGGAAGUGCUUGUUUUGAAAUAUUAAGUCUGUGAAAAUAUUAAUUUUAGCAAAAUUCUGCCAAGAAGAUAUAGAAAUUUGGAAGUAAACUUUUCAUUUUCAGCACAAAAUUAGACUGCAGUCCCUAAGCAGUAAAAAAGAAUACCAUGUAUUUACACUGUGGCAUCAUUUAGUAUAGUUUUUUAAACUGAGCCAUAUCUCUAUUUAUUUACAGGCAGUUAAGAUGAAUAAAUAUGUGUAGUGUCGAUAAAAAUCAGUACCUGUCAAGAUAACAUCAGGAAUUGAAAAGGAAAUUGAAAAGUGAAGAACUAGUGAAAACCAAAAAGAACAAACCUCAGUAAGACUAAUUAAAGACAUACUUGGGGAGGAAAAAUAAACUGCAGAAAUGCAUUACAAGUACUGGCUAAGGCCGGGCACGGUGGCUCACGCCUGUAAUCCUAGCACUCUGGGAGGCCGAGGCAGGUGGAUUGCUCAAGGUCAG
This is a messenger RNA of Microcebus murinus (gray mouse lemur), 6281 nucleotides long. RefSeq names its product BICD cargo adaptor 1 (gene BICD1). The record is from RefSeq and is a predicted model, not a curated record. Gene Ontology annotation, cellular component: Golgi apparatus; cytosol. Gene Ontology annotation, molecular function: dynein intermediate chain binding; cytoskeletal adaptor activity; dynein complex binding. Lineage: Eukaryota; Metazoa; Chordata; Mammalia; Primates; Cheirogaleidae. Gene Ontology annotation, biological process: protein localization to organelle; positive regulation of receptor-mediated endocytosis; microtubule anchoring at microtubule organizing center.